Girardinichthys multiradiatus is the source of this 1787-nucleotide messenger RNA. Its product is annotated as galectin-3. Gene Ontology annotation, molecular function: carbohydrate binding; laminin binding; IgE binding. NCBI's taxonomy places the organism in Eukaryota, Metazoa, Chordata, Actinopteri, Cyprinodontiformes, Goodeidae. The record is from RefSeq and is a predicted model, not a curated record. The transcript has 8 exons. Gene Ontology annotation, cellular component: immunological synapse; nucleus. Bases 418 to 1413 code for a protein of 331 amino acids. Gene Ontology annotation, biological process: positive regulation of calcium ion import; macrophage chemotaxis; monocyte chemotaxis.
UUUGACCCUGCAAUCCCUCAUGUUUAUGAAGAGCAGAUCGAAGCUGGUGGAGAAAGAAUAAUCAUGAGAAUUAAAGCAGGAGUUCUACCAGAAGGGAAACAAUGAAAUCAACGUGGAGGUAAAACAGGAGUCCCAUGACUACUUAGUGGUGAAUUGGACCACCGUCAGCAUAAAAAACAAUCCAUUGUCUGUUUUCGGAGCUUGGUUAGGUAAAUAAAGAAAAAUUCAUCUGGAACAACAGCACCUCAUCCCCGGGUACAUUUUGUUUGGCAGAUGAUGAGGCAAGGAGGGGCCUGCUGGUGUGAGGAUUUGGGGCUAUAAAAGGCUUUUACUUUGUGAUCGGCCACAGUCAAACAUCCUGAGCCACAGCAGCCUGCUUCUGUGUGCACCUGAGGACCAAACCCAAAGAAAGGCAGCAUGGAUGUAAGUAGCACAUCAAAUUCUCAGAUCUCCACACUGCAUGCUGAUGCUCUGUGUGGCAGCUGCCCGCCGUCUGGUUCUGCUCCACAGGCCGGCACCCUUUGGCCCAGCCUGCCACCGUCCGGAGCUGGGUUCCCUGCGUGGCCUGGGCAGCCCACCCAGCCUGUGCCAUGCUGGACCGGACAACCAAACACCGCCUGCUGGCCCGUUUCACAACCCGCUCCAGUUUCUGUUCCUGCUCCAAUUUCAGUUUCAGCACCGAAUCAAGUUAUAACACCACCAGCACCAACCACAGCUAUGGUCCCAGCACCAGUUCAGGUUCCAUCUCCAGCAGUCCAACAGCCCUGUCAGCCAUGCUGGCCAGUCACUCAGUACCAGCCGCCUCAGCAACCUGCUCCAAUUCAAACUCAGGUCCCUGCUCCAGCUAUUACUCCAACUGCCACCAUCCAUCCAAGUCUACCAGGCUGGCCUGCUCACCCUGGUUGGCCUUAUAACCCGGGACAGUCAGGAUGGCCUGGACAGAAUCCAUCAAUGAUGCCACCACACUGGCUUCCCCCUACAUCUGGACCUAUGAGUGUGCCGUACAACUUAAACCUGGCUCGAGGAGUAUAUGACAAAAUGAUGAUGACAAUCCUGGGCCAUGUCAAACCUAAUGCCAAAAUGUUCACAGUGAACUUCCUGAGAGGCAAUGACAUUGCCUUUCACAUCAACCCACGUUUUACCGAGGGGGGCAAGCAGGUGGUGGUCCGGAACCACAAAGUUGGUGAUCGCUGGGGCCCGGAAGAGAGGGACCUUAAGGGACCCUUCCCUUUUGCUCCUGGGAGCCCUUUUGAGAUGAAGAUCCUGUGCACCCCUGAGGCCUUCAGGGUGGCGGUGAACAACAUCCCGCUGUUCGAGUUCCGUCACCGCAUCAGAGAGCUGAACCAGAUCGACCGGAUCAACAUCCUGAACGACGUCAUCCUCACUUAUGUCAAUGUGGAGACGCUUCCCUAAGGAACAAACAAACCGCCGACAGAUUUUGUUUGCCUGUGAACUCAGAAAAAAAGCACGAGUGAUUGACUGAAACAAAGAUAUGCUUUAAUAUAAAGAGUUUUGCAGUUUGUUUCUUAUUUUACACUUAAAAAAUGACUGAGUAAAACUAGAAAUAAAAAACAAAUAUGUAUCAAACUUCAGAGAACAAUUUAGGUUUUUCUCAGAGUAUAGCUUAUUUUGUUGAUUGAAAUUAACAUAUUUGUUGGGUCAAAAAAGUCUAAUAGUGUUGCCGCAACAUGUUUACUUCUAGGGGUCAUUAAUUGAACUGGUCUGUUUGAACUAAUAAUAAUGUUGCUUUUUCAGUAAUUUAACAUUAAAGCAAUAUCCAGAUCUUG